This is a messenger RNA of Hemicordylus capensis (graceful crag lizard), 3305 nucleotides long. RefSeq names its product eukaryotic translation elongation factor 2 (gene EEF2). The transcript is spliced from 15 exons. Gene Ontology annotation, cellular component: ribonucleoprotein complex; cytosol. Gene Ontology annotation, biological process: translational elongation. NCBI's taxonomy places the organism in Eukaryota, Metazoa, Chordata, Lepidosauria, Squamata, Cordylidae. Bases 149 to 2725 code for a protein of 858 amino acids. Gene Ontology annotation, molecular function: GTPase activity; ribosome binding; translation elongation factor activity. The record is from RefSeq and is a predicted model, not a curated record.
UCUUUGACGUCAGCGUCCUCUUCCGCCCGCUCGGCCCCUGCCAACGAGACAGGGCUGCCGAAGUCGCCGCCAUUGUUGCCGGCCUUGUUUUUUUUCCUUCCCCCGCCCCCUCUCAGCUCCCGCGGAGAAUCCGCCGCCAUCCGCAGCCAUGGUGAACUUCACAGUAGACCAGAUCCGGGCCAUCAUGGACAAGAAGGCCAACAUCCGGAACAUGUCCGUAAUUGCCCACGUGGACCACGGGAAAUCCACCCUGACAGACUCGCUAGUUUGCAAAGCUGGCAUUAUUGCCUCGGCUCGUGCCGGUGAAACCCGUUUCACUGAUACAAGAAAAGACGAGCAGGAGAGAUGCAUCACCAUCAAGUCCACGGCAAUCUCCCUGUUCUACGAGCUUUCCGAGAAUGACUUGGCCUUCAUCAAGCAAAGCAAAGAUGGCUGUGGCUUCCUGAUUAACUUGAUUGACUCCCCGGGCCACGUGGAUUUCUCCUCAGAGGUCACAGCUGCUCUGCGUGUCACCGAUGGUGCCUUGGUUGUUGUGGAUUGUGUUUCUGGGGUGUGUGUCCAGACAGAGACUGUUCUGCGCCAGGCUAUUGCCGAGAGGAUCAAGCCUGUCUUAAUGAUGAACAAGAUGGACCGGGCUCUGCUGGAGCUGCAGCUUCAGCCGGAGGAGCUGUACCAGACCUUCCAGCGCAUUGUGGAGAACGUGAACGUCAUCAUCUCCACCUAUGGGGAAGGCGAGAGCGGCCCCAUGGGCAACAUUAUGAUUGAUCCCGUCCUGGGCACUGUUGGUUUUGGCUCUGGCCUUCAUGGCUGGGCUUUCACCCUGAAGCAGUUUGCCGAGAUGUACGUAGCCAAGUUUGCAGCCAAAGGAGAAGGCCAGUUGAACUCAGCUGACCGGGCCAAGAAAGUGGAAGACAUGAUGAAGAAGCUGUGGGGAGACAGAUACUUUGACCCUGCCACUGGCAAAUUUAGCAAGUCUGCCACCAGCCCCGAUGGCAAGAAGCUGCCCAGGACCUUCUGCCAACUGAUCCUGGACCCUAUUUUCAAGGUGUUUGAUGCCAUCAUGAACUUCAAGAAGGAGGAAACAGCCAAACUUAUUGAGAAACUGGACAUAAAGCUGGACAGUGAGGAUAAAGACAAGGAAGGCAAACCCUUGCUGAAGGCUGUGAUGAGGCGCUGGCUCCCUGCUGGGGAAGCUCUGCUCCAGAUGAUCACGAUCCACCUGCCCUCCCCUGUCACGGCUCAGAAAUACCGCUGCGAGUUGCUAUACGAAGGGCCCCCUGAUGACGAGGCUGCCAUGGGUGUCAAGAACUGUGACCCCAAGGGCCCCCUGAUGAUGUACAUCUCCAAGAUGGUGCCAACUUCUGACAAGGGCCGCUUCUACGCCUUUGGGCGUGUUUUCUCUGGUGUUGUAUCCACCGGUUUGAAAGUCAGAAUCAUGGGUCCAAACUACACACCAGGCAAGAAGGAAGAUCUCUAUCUGAAGCCAAUCCAAAGGACCAUUCUGAUGAUGGGCCGCUACGUGGAACCCAUUGAGGAUGUGCCUUGUGGGAACAUUGUGGGGCUGGUUGGCGUUGACCAGUACCUGGUAAAGACUGGCACCAUCACCACUUUUGAGCAUUCCCACAACAUGCGUGUCAUGAAGUUCAGUGUCAGCCCUGUGGUGCGUGUUGCUGUCGAAGCCAAGAACCCAGCUGACCUGCCCAAGUUGGUGGAAGGCUUGAAGAGGCUGGCCAAGUCGGACCCCAUGGUGCAGUGCAUCAUUGAGGAGUCUGGAGAGCACAUCAUAGCUGGUGCUGGGGAGCUGCAUCUGGAGAUCUGCCUGAAGGAUCUUGAAGAGGACCAUGCUUGCAUUCCAAUUAAGAAAUCGGACCCAGUGGUGUCUUACCGGGAGACAGUCAGCGAGGAGUCCAGUGUGCUGUGCCUUUCCAAGUCCCCCAACAAACACAACCGUCUCUACAUGAAAGCCCGCCCCUUCCCCGACGGCCUGGCAGAGGAUAUCGACAAGGGCGACGUGUCUGCACGCCAGGAGCUGAAGCAGCGUGCCCGCUACCUGGCCGAGAAGUAUGAGUGGGACGUGGCCGAGGCCCGCAAGAUCUGGUGCUUUGGCCCCGAUGGCACUGGCCCCAACAUCCUGACGGACAUCACCAAGGGGGUGCAGUACCUCAAUGAGAUCAAGGACAGCGUGGUGGCUGGCUUCCAGUGGGCCACGAAAGAGGGUGCCCUUUGUGAAGAGAACAUGCGUGCAGUCCGCUUUGACGUGCACGAUGUCACCCUGCACGCAGACGCCAUCCACCGUGGAGGGGGCCAGAUCAUCCCCACUGCUAGGAGGUGUCUCUAUGCCUGUGUGCUGACAGCCCAGCCCCGCCUUAUGGAGCCCAUCUACCUUGUGGAGAUCCAGUGCCCAGAACAGGUUGUGGGUGGCAUCUAUGGUGUGCUGAACAGGAAACGGGGCCAUGUCUUUGAAGAGUCCCAAGUGGCUGGCACCCCCAUGUUCGUGGUCAAGGCCUAUCUCCCUGUCAACGAGUCUUUUGGCUUCACGGCUGACUUGAGAUCCAACACAGGAGGCCAGGCAUUCCCCCAGUGUGUGUUCGACCACUGGCAGAUCCUGCCCGGAGAUCCCUUUGACAACACCUCCCGCCCCUGUCAGGUGGUUGCCGAGACACGCAAGCGCAAAGGGCUGAAGGAAGGCAUCCCGGCAUUAGAUAAUUUCCUGGACAAGUUGUAAAAAAAAACAAAAAACAAAAUGCAACACCAGUUCUAAAUGAAUAAAUAAACAAAAUUGCUGUUCUGGGACUCCAAAUCCAAUUAAACUAGCAUAACUCCAUUGGUGCAGCGGGCCGUGGCCACCGCCUUGCAUUCUUCUGUCGCAAAACCGAUUUUAAAAAGAGCUGCGUCUGUGUUCAGCCUUAGGGGUUUCUUGUGUCUGCACACGAACCACGAGGUCACCUCACCCAGUGCCAUUGUAACUUAAAUACAUUUCCAUUUGAUGCAACAGAAAGAAAAGGUUGCCACCUCCAUAUUUAUUUCACAUUCGGAGGCUACUGAGAAAUCAGGUUUUCCUCCCCUGCUUGAGGGGUCUCCCUCGAUGAGGCUACAAGCACCCCUUCUGAAAUUCAUUCCAUUUUCAGAAUGGUGGAUUGGGCAGGGAGGGGUGAUUGGGGACGUAGUCCAAGAUGGGCAUAGGGAAGGGCGAGGCUCUUCUAGUUGGGCAGAAACUAGAAGGCCCAGAGCCUCUGCGAUAACAAGUGUCAUUGUGCGAAUCAAUGUAUUGGUACCACUGGAACAAUAAAUUUAAUAAGAUGAUU